CAGCUUAUAGUGGGUCGCGUGACGUAAUAGUAGAGCGUAUUGGGCAUUUCUAGUCAGUCUGCUGGUGCGCAUGGUCUGACGAGUUGAUAGAAGAAAAACAAGUCAGUGCAGUGCGUGACUCCAAUUGCACGAGGAAAAUGUCACGGUGUCUUAAUAUCGCCGCAUUGGCGUUAAUUGUUAUUUGGUUGAACUGCGGCGAUGGCGCGAGAAUCUUGGGCAUAUUUCCCACCGCUUCAAUAAGUCAUCAAGUCGUAUUCCGGACGCUGACUUUGGAGCUGAAUAAACGAGGUCACGAACUCGUUAUUGUUACGACAGACCCGGUCAAGGAUACGAGCAUAAAAAACUACCAGGAAAUUGACAUCAGCUUUUUAUACGAUGAUAUUGCAAAGGAGGUCAUAAAUAUCAUAAAUUUUCGCGGUAACAUGAAUUGGUAUGUGCAGUUCACAAUGUUUGAAUCAAUGGUGUGGGAACAAAUGGGUCGGAUAUUCAGUCAUCCGGAGUUUAAGAAAGUGUACGAACCCAACAGUGGAGAAAAGUUCGACCUUAUACUGAUGGAAAUUUUCUUUACACCUGGUUUCAUGGCUCUGGCUGAACGAUUUAACGCUCCAAUAAUUGGUAUUGCAAGUGCGAGUUUGCAGCUGAGUUUGCAAUACGGAAUCGGCAAUCCCAUUCUGCCUUCUCAUCCAUCGAGUUGGGAACAGGACGUCAAAUUUCGUAAUUCAUGGACACCAUGGCAACGGCUGGAAGAUUUCUUCCAGUGCUGGAGAAUGAUUUACUACUAUAGGACUGUCUCCCUACCGAAACAAAAAGAGAUCGCGGAACAAUAUCUGGGAAUUGAGGUUUCGGAUCUUCAUGAUUUGGAGAAAAACAUCAGCUUGAUAUUCGUCAAUCAGCAAGGUCCGAUUUCCUUCGCCAGGCCAAAUGUUCCGAACAUUAUUGAAAUCGGUGGAUUUCACGUGUCUGAUAAAAUCAAACCUCUGCCCAAGGAUCUUCAGAAGACUCUGGACGAAGCUACCCAGGGUUUCAUUUACAUGAGUCUCGGAUCGAACGUCAAGAGCAACAUGUUGUCGGAGAAAUCACGAGACGCUUUCAUAACCGCAUUUUCAAAGCUUCCUUACAAGGUGAUAUGGAAGUUUGAGGAUGACCAGCUCAAAGGCAAACCGGACAACGUGAUUAUCCUGAAGUGGGCGCCGCAACAGGCAAUUCUGGCUCAUCCGAACAUCAAACUCUUCAUCUACCAAGGUGGACUCCAGAGUACCGAGGAAGCCGUAUCGCACGGUGUGCCUCUGGUUGGGAUACCGGUAAUGGGUGACCAAGACAUGAACGUGAAAAAAAUGGUGUCUCUAGGCGUUGCCGUGAAACUAGACAUCCUCAAUAUAAAUGUGGAUGACUUGCUCGAAGCAAUACGCACCGUUACACUUGACAAUAACUACAAACAGAGGAUGCUGAAUUUGGGCUCGCUGUUAAAAGACAAGCCACAAAAUACCCUCCAGAACGCGAUUUGGUGGACAGAGCAUGUGAUACGUCACAAAGGCGCUCCGUACCUGCAUUCGACAACCGCUGACAGCCCGUGGUACCAACGUCAAGACAUGGACAUAAUAGCGUUUCUGACCGCAGGAUUUGUCUCUAUUUCGAUCUUGGCAAUUUUGAUAUUGUACAAGUGCGCGAUUCGCGGUAUCAAAAUGUUUAAUCACAGACCAGUUGAUAAGCAAAAGAGAAAGAGAAGUUAACGUUUUCAUGUACUAAAUAAUCAAGCUAGACCGAAGUGAAAUUCCUACAAAUUUAUAUCAGCCCAAAUCAAUCAACUGAUAACCCAAUAGUGUCACUACUCCAACGAUAAUAACCGAGUGUAUUUGAGCAGUAAAAAUAACGACGAAUAAUGGGAAUCUGUA
Neodiprion fabricii is the source of this 1892-nucleotide messenger RNA. Its product is annotated as UDP-glycosyltransferase UGT5-like. Lineage: Eukaryota; Metazoa; Arthropoda; Insecta; Hymenoptera; Diprionidae. The record is from RefSeq and is a predicted model, not a curated record. Bases 138 to 1730 code for a protein of 530 amino acids. The transcript has 5 exons. Gene Ontology annotation, molecular function: UDP-glycosyltransferase activity.